AUUUCUCCUCCCUUCCGGCCAAACUCCUAUCUCUUCCUGCCCCUUUGAGAUGGGAUAAACCCUCACUCCGGACCUGGGCUCCAAGUCAGCAAGAUCUUAGGAAUAGAUCAUGACCCUUCCUUGGACAUCAGAGGAGCCAAGAGGCCGAUGAAGUGAACAGACUCCGGGAAAGAGGUACCAGUUCUAUCUGAUCCUGGUCCACACAGGCCGACUCUCAAGAUGGAGCAGAAGACGGUGAAGCAUGUAACCAUCCCAAUGACUGACAUUGCCCCCCGUCCGGAGCCAUAUGUGCCGGAAUAUUCCCAGCCCUACGAACCCAAGCCCUACGCCCCCCAGACCUACGAACCCAAGCCCUACACCUUCCAGCCCUACGAACCCAAGUCCUACGCCCCCCAGCCCUACGAACCCAAGCCCUACACCUCCCAGCCCUAUGAACCCAAGUCCUACACCCCCCAGCCCUACGAACCCAAGCCCUGCACCCCCCAGCCCUACGAAUCCCAGCCCUACGCCCCCCAGCCUUAUGAAUCUCAACCCUAUGCCCCGGAGAAAUAUACACCGGACUCAUAUUUGCCCCAGUCUUCUUCAGGAGAUGCAUACAGCAUAACAAAUGACUGUUAUGGGAAUUGUCCGUCUCCCCCUCCAUACUCCUGUCAAGACAUGCCUUAUGACGACGGAGUGGGACCAAUUUGCUUGACGAACAACCCUCCGGUCGUGGUGGCUGGGAUCUUCUCCAGCAAGCCGGCCUCCACCAUUUGUCCCUGCUGCCGCCAGAUCAUCACCACCGAAGUGACCUUCCGAGUGGGAUCCCUGACCUACGCCUUGUGCUCCGCUUUGUGCCUCUUGGGCUGCUGCUUAGGCUGCUGCUUCGUCCCCUUUCUGACUAAAUGCUCCAAAGACGUGGACCACUACUGUCCUUGUUGCCGGUACCACAUCUACCGAUACAAGCGGCUCUAGGAGAAGCAGUUCUGAAGAGGAGGGGAAGCAUCACCCUUUGGGAACAAGCUGCAUUCCCUUUUCCCCAUCAUUCCUUCCCAGCCAAAUCAGUAGUCUCUACAGUCCUCACCUUUUGGUUGCCUUGACUGCCAGAAGGCGAGGACAGAGAAAUCUGGAUCUUUGAGGUCGGGUCUGACUCCAGGUCCAACUCCAGCCAUUUGGGGUUUUUACUUCUGAUCCUUUUGGUCCUCUUCUACGUCACAUCUUGGUUUGAUCUGGAAUCUUUCUAGAAUCUGAAUCAAUAGAGCCAUGGCGGACUUCGGCGCUGGAUAGUCACGCUCUGAGGAACAGACUAACAAAUUAACACAUUGCUCAUCUUGUGUUUCCAUGCCUCAAAACUUCUUGCAACUCAAUUCAAGACAAAAACCAGAGAUUGAAAUCUAUUAUUUAGAGAAAUAAAAUAUUCAAUUCAGUUUUCCCCCCUUGGUGUUAAAUGGAGAUGUUGACCCUGAAGUACUUUAGGACCUUCAACUGUUGAUGUAAGAUAUUCCAAAGUAAUGUCCCUUUUCCCAAAAGAAAGUGUCUUUUCGUGUGAAAUACAAGAGAAACAUAUGCUGCAAAUAUAUUUAUAUAAAGCACCAAACGUGUUUGAGAUAUAACUUUUCCAUCAAAUGUUGUAAAUCAGAUAACAUUAUUUGGACAUUUCCCAGUUUUUCCCUCCAAUAAAAUCCAAA
Anolis sagrei ordinatus is the source of this 1667-nucleotide messenger RNA. The record is from RefSeq and is a predicted model, not a curated record. Lineage: Eukaryota; Metazoa; Chordata; Lepidosauria; Squamata; Anolidae.